Abrus precatorius (Indian licorice) is the source of this 2486-nucleotide messenger RNA. RefSeq names its product G-type lectin S-receptor-like serine/threonine-protein kinase At4g27290. NCBI's taxonomy places the organism in Eukaryota, Viridiplantae, Streptophyta, Magnoliopsida, Fabales, Fabaceae. The transcript has 7 exons. The coding region runs from base 9 to 2486 and encodes 825 amino acids. Gene Ontology annotation, molecular function: protein serine/threonine kinase activity; ATP binding. The record is from RefSeq and is a predicted model, not a curated record. Gene Ontology annotation, biological process: recognition of pollen; protein phosphorylation.
UUAGCACAAUGACAAUUUUCACUGUCACACUUGUUAUCGCCAAGCUAUUCUUCUUCUUCUUCUUCUCUUCAAAAGCUUCCUCAACAACCGAUACCAUUACCCUCUUACAACCACUUCCCGAUGGAAGCACCUUGGUGUCCCAAAAUGGAACCUUUGAGUUGGGUUUCUUUUCUCUAAGAAAUUCCACAAAUCGGUAUGUGGGAAUUUGGUUCAAAAAUAUACCAAUAAGAACCAUUGUUUGGGUUGCCAACCGUGACAAUCCUCUCAAAGACAACUCCAACAUGUUGAGUAUAAGCAAGGGAAAUCUUGUCCUUCUCAACAAAAAUGGCACGGUUCAUUGGUCAACAAAUGCAACAAGAAGGAUCUUGAGUCCCAUUGUGCAACUCUUAGACACGGGAAAUUUAGUACUUCGAGACAAGCACGGCAAUAACGACCUUGAAAAUUUCUUGUGGCAAAGCUUUGAUUAUCCUUCUAAUACAUUAUUACCAGGAAUGAAGCUAGGAUAUGAUAAAAAAACCGGUUUCAAUCGACAUAUAACUUCUUGGAAGAAUUGGGAUGACCCUUCUCCUGGGAACUUUACUUGGGGUAUCACACUUGAUAUCAAUCCUGAAAUGGAACUAUGGAAUGGUUCAGUUAAGGUCCAUAGGAGUGGCCCUUGGAACGGUGUUAGAUUCAGUGGUGCAUUUAGUGGUUCAAAUGUGUUAAGCACUCACCCACUUUAUGUUUAUAAACUGGUCAAUAAUGACGAUGAGGUGUAUUACACAUAUAACCCAACAAACAAGUCUGUGAUUUCAAUUGUUGUUAUGAACCAAACCAUUUAUAGUCGCCAGCGCAUCAUUUGGAUUCCGGAAAAUGGAACAUGGAGGCUUUUCCAAACAACACCAAGAGAUAUAUGUGACACUUAUAAUCCUUGCGGCCCAUAUGCAAAUUGCAUGGUUAAUGGAUCACUAGUUUGUCAAUGUUUAGAAGGAUUUGCUCCAAAUUCGUUCCAAAAUUCAGAGACAAAUGAUUUGGUAGUGCAAGGAUGCGGGAGAAGUGAACCUUGGGCUUGUAAGGUCCAAGGCAAAGAUGGUUUUCGAAGAUUUGUUGGGUUGAAAUUUCCAGAUACUACGCAUUCUUGGAUUAAUAGAAGUAUGACACUCGAGGAUUGCAAGGCCAAAUGCUAUGAAAAUUGUUCUUGCACUGCUUAUGCAAACUUAGAUGUAAGAGGAGGAGGUAGUGGUUGUUCCAUUUGGUUUGGUGAUCUUAUUGAUUUGAAAGAGGUUUCACAAAGUGGGCAAUUUCUAUAUGUUCGAAUGGCUAAUUCACAAAAAGAUGGUAUUGAUGACCAUAAGAAAAUGGCAGUUCUGAUAAGUGCAACCAUACUUCCUACUGUUCUCGUGAUACUAUUAUUGGCGAUCUCCUUCAACUACUGGAGAAAACGAAAGAAUAAAGGAAAAAAGACGUUUAUAACGGAGAAAGAUGAAGCUGGUGGACAAGAAGACAUGGAACUACCAAUGUUUGAUCUUGCUACAUUGGUUAACGCCACCAACAAUUUCUCAAUUGAUAACAAACUCGGGCAAGGUGGUUUUGGGCCAGUAUACAAGGGUGUACUAUCAAAUGGACAAGAGAUUGCUGUCAAAAGACUAUCAAGGAGUUCUGUACAAGGAUUAAAAGAAUUUAAGAAUGAAGUUAUGUUGUGUGCCAAACUUCAACAUCGAAAUCUUGUCAAAGUUCUUGGUUGUUGCAUUGAAGAAGAGGAGAAGAUGCUUCUCUAUGAAUACAUGCCCAACAAGAGCCUCGACUUGUUUCUUUUCGAUUCAACACAAAGCAAGAUUUUGGAUUGGCCUAAGCGCUUUCAAAUUUUAUGUGCAAUUUCUCGUGGACUUCUUUAUCUUCAUCAAGAUUCUAGAUUAAGGAUAAUACACCGAGAUUUAAAAGCGAGCAACAUUUUACUAGACAACAACAUGAACCCAAAAAUUUCAGAUUUUGGCUUGGCCAGAAUGUGUGGAGGUGAUCAAAUUGAAGGAAAUACAAAUAGAGUAGUAGGAACAUAUGGUUAUAUGGCACCCGAAUAUGUUAUCCAUGGAUUAUUCUCUACAAAAUCAGAUGUAUUUAGCUUUGGCAUAUUACUACUGGAAAUUAUUAGUGGAAAGAAAAACAGAGAACUUACCUAUCCAUACCAUAGUCAUAAUCUCAUUGGGCAUACUUGGAAGUUAUGGAAAGAAGGCAUUCCAAAGGAAUUGAUAGAUACUUGUUUGGCCGACUCUUGUAAUCUAUCAGAAGCCUUACGAUGCAUUCAUAUUGGUCUUUUAUGUCUACAACAUCAACCAGCUGAUCGACCAAACAUGGCAUCUGUAGUUGUUAUGUUAAAUACUGAGAGUGAAUUGCUCCAACCAAAGGAACCUGGUUUCUUAAUAGAUAGAGUCUUAAAUGAAGAUUCUCAAUAUAGAAACCAAACAUCUUCAACAAAUGAAAUAACUAUUUCACUCAUGGAUGCUAGAUAA